Messenger RNA from Olea europaea var. sylvestris, 984 nucleotides. Its product is annotated as LOB domain-containing protein 37-like. The coding region runs from base 151 to 768 and encodes 205 amino acids. NCBI's taxonomy places the organism in Eukaryota, Viridiplantae, Streptophyta, Magnoliopsida, Lamiales, Oleaceae. Gene Ontology annotation, biological process: regulation of gene expression. The transcript has 2 exons. The record is from RefSeq and is a predicted model, not a curated record.
UUUUCAAACCUCAUUAUUCUCUCUUUCUCUCUACUCCCUGUCUCUAGGACUGUUUCUUGGAGCCAAAGGAAUAUCUCCCCUUUCUUAUUAUUCUUCACCUCCAAAAACUUUCCUGAAAAUUCCAUCAUUCCCUUGUAAUUAAAUUUUGAUAUGAGUUGCAAUGGAUGCCGAGUACUUCGAAAGGGAUGCAGUGAGAAUUGUAUUCUUAGGCCUUGUUUACAAUGGAUUGAAAAUUCUGCAGCCCAAGGUUAUGCCACUGUCUUUGUAGCCAAGUUCUUUGGCCGUGCUGGUCUCAUCUCCUUCAUUUCGGCCGUCCCUGUAAAUCAAAGGCCUGCUGUUUUCCAAUCCUUACUAUAUGAAGCUGCUGGAAGAACAGUGAACCCUGUAAAUGGCGCAGUGGGGCUUUUAUCCACGGGAAACUGGCACGUUUGCCAGGCGGCGGUUGACACCAUCCUCCAAGGAGGCACACUGCGGCCGAUCUCGGAGUUUGUUAGUGGUCCACCGGAGCUUGAUGAGCUCCAAGAUCCUAGCCUAAAUUUAAGGCUCAAGGUGCAAAAGCACCGUCGUUUACCCGACGAACUUGGAAAUUUAACAGAAGUAGCUGAUCUUGAUCUUAAUUUAACAACUGGGUUUGAGAGUAAAAAUUUAAGCUCUUUGUUUGAGAAGAGGCGACUCGGUAGCCCUUCAAUGAAUUCUGAAGAAUCUGGGACAACUACAUGUGAAAAUCAGCUACCAACUAAACCAAAGCUUCUAAAUUUAUUCAAUUAGGUGUUGGAAAAGCUGUAAAAUUGUUGUUAUUAGCAUUAGGUGUAUUCCUUGUCCUUUUUUUUUUUUUUAAUUUAUAUUUUUUUUAGAAUUUCCGGCGAGUUUUUGUAAAUUAUUGGCAAAAGAUUUCCCUAUUUCUCUUCUUGAUUAUGAGUAGAAGGAAGGGAAAAGUAAAAAUCGAUGAUUUCUUCUUCAAUUCUAUGGAUAAUCCUCUCUCCA